AGAAAAUUCUCAAUUUACUUCUCCCUAAAAAGAACCCAAAAAGAAAAGAAAGAAGAAGAAGAAGGCCAUCAACAUCAAUAAUCUAUGUAUAUAAUAGCUCUAAAUCUUGCUUUGCCUUAAAGAAUUUUAACAAAACACUCUCUCUGUUUCAUUUCUUUUACUCUCUCUCUCUCUCUCUCUCUCUCUCCCACCAUGAAAAUCUCAAUCAUUUCCUUCUCCUUCUUCUUCUUCUUCCUCAUCUCUCCCAUUUCCACUAAUUCCCAAUUCCCUUCUUCAUCAACAACUCAUUGCAACCAUGGUUGCCCCAAAAUCCAAUUCCCUUUUGAUUUCAACCUUUCUUGUUCAUCAAACACCACAAGAAUCCACUUCAAAGCCUAUGAUUCUCUUUCAAUCAAAUCCAUUUCCUAUGAUCAAAAAAGACUUGAUCUUCUUGACCUAAACCGUUGCGUCCACGCUGCCUUUCUCAACCUAGACCUCUCCCUCACUCCGUUUCGUUACUACUACAUUGUCAAAGAUUACUGGUAUCUUAACUGCACGACGAGAUUGGUAUCGUCGUCUUCGACGUCGAUACCAUGCCUGAGUCGAGACGGAGAGUAUUAUGUGUAUGUUGUGAGGCCACCAUUGAUGGGAAGUAGUAUACCAAGAUUUUGCAAGGAAGUUAAGAGAGUGAAGAUCCCAUUUGAGUAUAGUCCUUACCUUGAUGAUGGUUCUUUUGGACUCGCCUUAACUUGGGGUUUUGAUGAUCAAACUAAAACAAAGUCCCAAAUCGAGUGUUUCUUUAAAGCAACAAAUUUUCAAGUGGUUGGCAUUAGGUUGCUUGUGGGAAUGGUGGCAAUGGUGGCAAUAUUAACAAUGGUGAUGAUGAUGAAGAAAUAUUAUGAGUCAAAAAAUAAAAAUUGUUCAAAGGAAGAAGGUGAGAAAAAGAUUUUUGAACAUCACUCAUAUGAACCACUAAAAACUGCUUCAAAUGACCCAUUAGUUUGAGCCAAUUUUGGUGUUUUUUUUCCUUUUAAUUAUUAAUAUACACUUUUGAUUUCUAUACUUACGUCCAACUUUAAGAUUUGUACUUUUAAUAAAUCUUAAGAUAGUUCAUACUUUAGUAUAUUGUAUUAGUUUUAUUAAUGAUGUUAUAUAAAAAGAGUGUUAGUUUUGUGGAUCGAAAA
This is a messenger RNA of Cucumis melo (muskmelon), 1163 nucleotides long. RefSeq lists its product as uncharacterized. Bases 193 to 984 code for a protein of 263 amino acids. The record is from RefSeq and is a predicted model, not a curated record. NCBI's taxonomy places the organism in Eukaryota, Viridiplantae, Streptophyta, Magnoliopsida, Cucurbitales, Cucurbitaceae. The transcript has 2 exons.